Molecule: messenger RNA, 2543 nt
Organism: Durio zibethinus
Lineage: Eukaryota; Viridiplantae; Streptophyta; Magnoliopsida; Malvales; Malvaceae
Product: inactive leucine-rich repeat receptor-like protein kinase CORYNE
Biological process (GO): protein phosphorylation
Cellular component (GO): membrane
Molecular function (GO): ATP binding; protein kinase activity
Source: RefSeq, a predicted model, not a curated record
UCUAUAAUUUCGGAUUGAUUUAUCGACCCUAAAGUUGAGUCGUGUAUUGAGAGGGAACAUAGAAACUGGGUUUUCAUUUUUUUUUUUUUCUUUUUUGGUUUGGAAUUUGAAGAUUAGAUUCGUUUGGAGUUUCAGGUCAGGGAACAGAUAAAACUCAGUGACGCAAAGAUUCUUUGCGUGAAGAUUUUGAGUUGAAAAAAAUUCGAUUUUGGUUUCAAGUGGUUGAAGGUUUCUCUAGGGGGUUUUCUUGUCAUUUUUGUCCACAAAAGUUGGUGCAUUUAAGAAGUCCCAGUUUUUGAAGUAGAAAAAGGUGAAGCUCUUCUUUGGUUUUGGUGCAGAAUAAAAGCUAUAGAAGUGCUUGUACGGGAAAUUUAACUUGUUCUGAGUUUGUUUCUGUUCCGUUUUGUAAGAUGCUGAAGAAACAUGGAGCAUUUUUAUGGGUUUUUAGAUUUUGAACUAUGGUGGCUUUGAAUUGAUGUUUGUUCGUAGCUUUUUUACUUGUAUGGAAAAUAGAAGAAGUUGCGCUCUCUCUUUGCUUUUGCUGCUGCUUCUUUGCUGUCACCAAACAACCGUCCAAUGCAAAGAAAUGCUCAUUAGACACCUCUCUUCUCAGACUCCUUCACCUUCUAGCCCUCAAGAAUUCAAGAUUGGACUCAAAAGGAUCAUUCUCAGCAUUGUCUUAGGAAUUCUAACUGGAUUGAUUGGAGCCAUUCUCUUUGCUUUAUUCAUCAAAUUUACAGUUAAGUACAUGAACCAAACCCCAAUCCUCAAAGGUCCCGUUAUAUUUUCCCCUAAAAUAUCUUCCAAUGUUCUCCACUCAGCCCUUGCAAAUGAGAAUCAGUUGCUAGGAUCAAGCUCUAAUGGGAAGUACUAUAAAACAAUUCUUGAUAACGGGCUUACUGUUGCAGUCAAAGUCCUUGAGCCCUUUGAUGAAGGUUCACCGGAGAGGCAGAGCAAGUCGGUGAAGAGAAGGAUACAACAAGAACUGGAGCUUCUUGCCAGCUUGAGGCACAGGCAUUUGAUGAGUUUAAGAGCCUAUGUUCGUGAAUCUGAUAGGUUUUCUUUGGUUUAUGAUUAUGUGCCCACCGGCAGCCUCGAGGAUGCAAUGAAUAGAGUUAGGGGAAAUCAGCUGCAGCUUGGAUGGGAUGUCAGGCUCAGGAUUGCUGUUGGAGUGAUUAAGGGUCUUCAAUAUCUUCACUUUAUUUGCAUCCCUCAGAUUUUGCAUUACAACUUGAAGCCCACAAAUGUGAUGUUAGAUGCUGAAUUCGAACCAAGGCUGGCAGAUUGUGGCUUGGCUAAGCUCAUGCCUGGUAUAGAUAGUUCAACUUCAGGUUAUGGUUCUCCUGAGUGUUUGCAGAAUGGCAGUUUCAAUUCAAACAGGUAUACUGAUAAGAGUGAUAUCUUUAGCUUUGGGAUGAUAUUGGGUGUUCUGUUGACUGGUAGAGAUCCCACUGAUCCAUUUUUUGGUGAAGCAGCCAAUGGAGGGAGUUUAGGACAGUGGCUUCGGCAUUUACAGCAUGCUGGUGAGGCACGGGAAGCUCUGGAUAAAAGCAUUCUUGGGGAAGAAAUCGAGGAAGAUGAGAUGCUGAUGGCAGUGAGAAUUGCUGUUGUCUGCCUAUCAGAUUUGCCAGCUGAAAGGCCUUCUAGUGAUGAGCUUGUUCCCAUGUUAACUCAGCUGCAUAGUUUUUGAUCGAAAUGUAACUCAGCUGCUGAUUCUAGAAAUAGGAUAUUUUUUGUACUUUCACUCCGAGGGAUUUGGUCUACAAGCUGCUGUGGCUCUAACUGUUUUACAACAGGAAUGUUGCUCGUGAGCGGCCAUUGGUUUCACUUGUGCUCUGUUCAAGUCUUAAUGUUUUCUCCAUCAAUAACUGGGCUUGCGGCAUUGUAUGCAUGGCUAAUCCUAUAAGUGAAGACUGGUGGUCAAAGAGAUUUCUAACUCAGACAUUGACUAUUUGAUCUGAUAACUGUGGGCCACAUCCGCAUUAUUAUGUUCUUAAACAACAAAUUAUGGUGGAGUGUUGUUAGUUGUCUGUAUGUUGGCAAAACCUUUUCGAAAGUCACGGGUGCUUUUGCAAUAAAAAUCAACUUGAUAUAGUAAUUUCCUUCAUGGGUUUGCAAGGAUGGGAUUGAGGUUAGAUGUAGAGUCCAAUAUAAAAGGUUUGGUGGCUGUGGUUGGGUGGGAUAUUGACUUUUCUUUGUUAUGAUAAGAACUCGAGUAGAAAGAUCUGGGUCCACAACUGCUUCUAAGUGGAAAGAGACUGGGCUAUGCUUUAAGUUUCUUGAAUUAUUGAUUCUUUCUCUGUAAUGCUGUAAUCCCCACAUGUCUAUGGUUUGGAGGGCUAAUAGAUGGCAUUAGAUUAGCUGAGAAAUCAAAACAUAUCUUCUUCAUGCAAAUUAUAUGCCUAGGGAGCCUGAAAAAAUAGGAAGAAAAAGAAUGUGGUGUGGGUUACAGGAGAUGUUGAGACAGGGAGGUCAGGCAGUCAGCAACAAAAGUUUUAGGAUGCUCCAAAAGGGUGACUGCCUCAGUUCAAAAAGCAAGGAUG